CAUCCCACCUCCCGGACAACUUGCGGCUGUGUAGAGCCGAGGAUCUGUGCGCCUUGGAAGGGACUAGCUGGGAUCGCACGGCCGCUGUGUCUGCGGCAACUACAAGUGGACGUGUGAAAGUAGUGUCACUCCCUGCGAUCGGCGCCGCUGCCCAGGAGGGAGAGAUCAUGGUGAACCCAGGUAGUAGUGCCCAGCCACCCCCAGUGACCGCUAGCACCCUCUCCUGGAAAAGAUGUGCCGGAUGCGGAGGCAAGAUCGCAGACCGGUUUCUGCUCUAUGCCAUGGACAGCUACUGGCACAGUAGGUGUCUGAAGUGCUCGUGCUGUCAAGCUCAACUUGGGGAAAUUGGUACCUCGUGCUACACAAAAAGUGGGAUGAUCCUGUGCAGAAAUGACUACAUCAGGUUAUUUGGCAACAGCGGAGCUUGCAGUGCUUGCGGACAGUCCAUUCCAGCCAGUGAAUUGGUUAUGAGGGCACAAGGGAACGUGUAUCAUCUCAAGUGUUUUACGUGCUCAACUUGUCGGAAUCGCCUAGUCCCAGGGGACCGGUUUCACUACAUCAAUGGCAGUUUAUUCUGUGAACAUGAUAGACCUACAGCUCUUAUCAAUGGUCAUUUGAAUUCACUUCAGAGCAAUCCACUACUGCCAGACCAGAAGGUUUGUUAAAAGGUUGGACUAAAACAAAGUGUGCCUUCAUCUCAAGUUCUUUCAUCGCAGAUGGAUCCCAUAUGUCUCCAGUAGACAAGUCACCUUUUGUAGCUAGCAUCCGUGCCAGCUUCACGCCAUUGCACCUUUUUUUUUUUUUCCUCUUUUUGGUUGCCCUUUCCACAUUUCUUGGUGUUUGAAAAUGACUGAAGACAUAUAUAUUAAGGACUUCAUGAUCCGGGCUAAUGGGGACACUGAGAU
Molecule: messenger RNA, 905 nt
Organism: Nanorana parkeri
Lineage: Eukaryota; Metazoa; Chordata; Amphibia; Anura; Dicroglossidae
Gene: LMO4
Product: LIM domain only 4
Exons: 5
Coding region: 168-665 (165 amino acids)
Source: RefSeq, a predicted model, not a curated record